AUGGCCUCUGCAAAUGGAGUCGCCGACAGCACGGCCAGUCUCUCCGCGCGAAACACGGUUGCGUCGCGACGAAGAAAGAGUCUCAACGACACCUCGACGGAAGAUACGAGCUUGACAGCAGCAUUGUUCAAUGGCGCCAACGGCAAACAUGACAAAAGGACGCCAACAAGGGGCACAAGUCGCAGGAACGUGCCCUCACUUCUCCGCCGCUGCAUUCACACCGCGACAACCCGCACCUGGCUGAUGCCUCUCGCCCUCCUCGCCGUCUUUCUCGCAAUAUAUGCCGUCGAUCCCGCCGAGUCCAACAUUGUCCGCCCCUUCAUCUUUCUGUCGUACAAGCAACAGCCUGUUGGGUCCGACGUAACCCAGCCCACGCAAUACGGCAAGGGCAAGCACGACAUCACACUUGUUUGCUUCUACAUGAUCGUCCUGUCGUUCACGCGCGAGUUCUUCAUGCAAGAACUGUUCCGCCCGUUGGGCCGCCUCUUGGGCAUUCGAUCUCGUGGCAAGCAGCUCCGUUUCAUGGAGCAAAUGUACACAGCGUUGUACUUUGCCUUCAUGGCUCCAUUCGGUGUCCACGUCAUGCGACAGACGCCAGUGUGGUAUUUCAACACGCGAGGCAUGUACCAAGACUUUCCUCACAAAACUCACAAAGCCUGCUUCAAGUUUUACUACCUGUUUCAGGCGGCGUAUUGGGCACAGCAAGCGAUUGUCAUGUUGCUGGGACUAGAGAAGCCACGGAAAGAUUUCAAGGAGCUCAUUGCACAUCACAUUGUCACCAUUGGCUUGAUUGCUCUCAGCUACCGCUUUCAUUUUACGUACAUGGGCAUCGCGGUGUACCUGACUCAUGACAUCAGCGACUUUUUCUUCGCGGCAAGUGGCGGCUCCCCUCGCCCGUAUGAUGGGCCCUUGGUUUCCAAAUCUCUCCAUUACAUUGAUAGUCCCAUUGUUGGGCCGUUCUUUUGCAUGUCGAUAGGCAUCUGGGCAUAUCUACGUCAUUACCAGAACCUCAGAAUCCUGUACUCGCUGCUGGGCGAAUUUCGGACCGUUGGCCCGUAUGUUCUCAACUGGGAAACGCAGCAGUACAAGUGCUGGAUCUCCAACGUUAUUGCGUUUGCCCUGCUGGCUUUCCUCCAGGCACUCAACUUGUUCUGGCUGGUUUGCCUCUUGCGGAUCGGGUACCGCUACAUUGUUCACAGCAUUGCUCAAGAUGACAGAUCGGAGGCGGAGGAGUCAGAGGCGGAGAUGGCGUGUGGCCAUUCAGACGGCAGUGCCAACGGCUUCGCAAAGACGAGGCGCUAA
This is a messenger RNA of Metarhizium album ARSEF 1941, 1302 nucleotides long. RefSeq names its product Longevity assurance, LAG1/LAC1. The record is from RefSeq and is a predicted model, not a curated record. Gene Ontology annotation, cellular component: membrane. Bases 1 to 1302 code for a protein of 433 amino acids. NCBI's taxonomy places the organism in Eukaryota, Fungi, Ascomycota, Sordariomycetes, Hypocreales, Clavicipitaceae. The transcript is spliced from 2 exons. Gene Ontology annotation, biological process: ceramide biosynthetic process. Gene Ontology annotation, molecular function: sphingosine N-acyltransferase activity.